Messenger RNA from Leucoraja erinaceus (little skate), 4324 nucleotides. RefSeq names its product ALG13 UDP-N-acetylglucosaminyltransferase subunit (gene alg13). The record is from RefSeq and is a predicted model, not a curated record. Gene Ontology annotation, molecular function: hexosyltransferase activity. Gene Ontology annotation, biological process: dolichol-linked oligosaccharide biosynthetic process. Bases 65 to 3457 code for a protein of 1130 amino acids. NCBI's taxonomy places the organism in Eukaryota, Metazoa, Chordata, Chondrichthyes, Rajiformes, Rajidae. The transcript is spliced from 29 exons.
CCCCGCCGUGCCCACCUGCCUGUUCGCUGUCGCCGCCGCCACCGGGCCGCGGGGGUGGGGGAGGAUGGAGUCGGUGUUCGUCACGGUGGGCACCACGAGUUUCGACGAGCUGGUGGAGGAGAUCUCCUCCGAGAGGGCCGUGAGGAUUCUUAAAGACCUGGGCUACAGGAAGCUUAUUCUUCAGAUUGGCCGUGGAUUUGUUGAGCCAAAGCCUUCAGUUGGAACAGACUUUACUGUUGAGGUUUAUAGGUUCAAGGACAGCAUAGCAGAUGACAUUCGGAAUGCUACUCUUGUUAUUAGUCAUGCUGGUGCUGGAAGUUGUCUUGAAAUCCUUGAAGCAGGGAAGCCUCUCAUAGUUGUUAUUAAUGAGAAGUUGAUGAACAAUCACCAGCUGGAACUGGCCAAACAGCUACACCGUGAUGGACAUCUACUGUACUGUACUUGCAGCACACUUCGUAAAACAUUACAGAAAUCAGACUUCACAUCUUUGAAACCAUUUCCUUCGGGGCACCCUGAAAAAUUUGCAGCGCUGAUGGAUAAUGUUUUUGGAUUCCAACGACUGAAAUAUGACCUAAUCCGCAAAAUCAGAAGAGUGCCUUCGACCUUCAAGCUCGAGGGCACUCGCGGCUCUGCGUUGUUCAAGUAUAGUGCAGAGGGUUUUUUUUAUAAGCUUUUUUUUAAGGAAAAGAAUGGUCCUGCCCCAUGGCGGGGUGAAACCAUGCAGCAGGGGGUCAGGAAAUACUUUGGGCAGAAGUGUCUGAGUGAAGUGACCAUGGACGAGUAUUUGAGCAGCCAGGGACUCUACCGCAAACUCACCGCCAAGGAUGGCUCCUGUCUCUUCAGGGCGGUCUCCGAACAGUUGUUUCUGACACAAAUCCAUCACUUGGAGAUCAGAAAAACCUGUGUUACCUACAUGACGGUGAACCACUGCAAAUUUGAGACGUUUAUUGAUGGUUCUUAUGAAAAGCGCAUGGAGCGUUUGGCUGACCCCAAGGAAUGGGCCGGUGUCCUGGAGAUGAAUGCUCUCUCUCUGAUGUACAAUUGUGAUUUUCUCAUUUAUCGUUACCCUGGAAAGCCUCCCACGCAAGGCACCAAUAAUGGGUUUGAGAAGAAGAUCUUGCUAUGCUGCUCCAACAAUGGUCACUAUGACAGUGUCUUCACCAAGCAGUUCCAGGGCCUUGCCGCUGUGUGUCAAGCGGUGGUGUACGAGAUGCUGUACAGAGACGUGUUUGAGGUGAACGAGGAGGAGCUGCGCGCCGCAGUGGAACUGUUCCGUAGUCACGGCAAGAGGACCAGGCGAGCAAGUGCGUCUCAGGCCAGCGACGAAGCUGAACCUCUUGCUGAAAAGGCGGUGCGGUACGUCAAAUUUGACAAAGAAAACAGUGAACAAGAAAGUUUGCCAGAGGAGAAAUCAGCUCGGCAUGCAGCAGAAGAAAUGAAGACACUGGAAGGGCCGGCGAAGAUGCCAUUUCCCUUUAAAGUAUUAAAGGCACUGGAUUCGGAAAUUUAUCGCAAUGUGGAAUUUGAUGUUUGGCUUGACAUCCGAAAAGAACAGCAGAAGGUAGACUACAUGGUGGUUUCUGGAAGACAGUACUGUUUGGGGGAUAAAUGUCAGGUGAAACUGGAGCAAGGAGGGAAAUACUACAACGCUCACAUACAAGAAGCAGGACAGGAUGGCAACUCUGUGACCGUCUUCAUAGAAGAACUAGCGGAGAAGCACACUGUUCCUUUGACGAACCUGAAGCCCGUGACUCAAGUCACACCAGUUCCUGCCUGGAAUAUGGUUUCAAACAGAAAAGGUGGCAGCUAUCCGAAGAUACCCAGUGGCUACAUCUCGGAGUUGGUAAUCCUCCAUCUUGAUCCAAAGUCACGCAGGCGGUUUCUGAAGAAGAUGCGUGGGAAGCAGGUUUUUAUGGCGUUUGCCUGUGGCAGAGGACAACCCGUUCUACCUCCACGCCUGCAAAACAGCCUUCCCUCCGGACGAUCCGUGCCCAUCCCAUCGCCUCAAAACGGCCACUUUGUUCCCUACGACCAGUACAGGGUCCCUCCGCCCUCUCUCCGCAAUGGACGCAGCACCUACGCUCCAUCCAGGUCGGCAAAAUAUCGGAGUCAUGCAAAUCGAUACAUGAGUCAUCAUGGCUUUGAUCCUGAUUAUAUCUAUAGCUUUCCUGGCCAGGGGAAGAGAUGCUGUCAGCAUUACGAUCACUUCACCUACAGAUCACGCUCCUACAGCAGAAGUCGCCGUCCCUUUCAGUACGUUAACAAGGAUUGCCAGUACGGCUACAUACCAGAGGACGAGGAGUCUAGAGCAAUUGAAGAACCUGGCACUUUCUACGAAAUUGAGGAAGGAAAUGAGGCGGCUUAUCCUGCUGUGCAUAGCCAGUCGGCUUCCUCUCCAGUUGUGACUGCUCCGGGUGGCUACUGGGUAACGAGAAGAGGAAAGUUGAUCAACUCUUCCUCUGAAGAUGCUGAUGAGCCCGAUGAUGGAGAUUCUGGAUACUCUGAUCCAACAAUAUACAGUGCAGCCGAGGCAACAGCUAAUCUGACUAUUCAGGAGGGAUGCUGUGCCAUGGAGACUCCUCAGGACUGCCAAGUUGGCAUGCACUGCAGCUACUCCCAGCAGAUGUUGGCGAAUUCCGCAGUGAUCUCUGCGUCCACUUGUGUGAGCGCCGCCUCUGUGUGUUUCUCCUCUAACUCUGGGGAAGCGAGUCAGCCUGCGGUCACCUACACGACCAUGCCACAGCACGCCAUGCCACCGCCUCUACUGGUGCCGUCCCAUGCUGCCGGGAUGCCAGGUCCUCUUCCUGAAAUGGGUGAGGCGAUGACUUCUCCCGCUCCCCCGCCAUAUUCCUGUGAUCCCAACGGCAAUGACCUACCUCAAGAUAGGAAGGUGGUUCAGUAUUACUUCAACCUUGGCUUGCAGUGCUGCCACCAGAGCUACUGGCCGUCUGUGGUGUACAUGCCCCCGCAUCAGCCGCUGGAUGUCCAUCCAGUGUUCCCGGCAACCGCUCAGUUUGUUGAGCACUCGCCAGCGCCGCCACCUUACGGUGAUGGUGGCAGAAACGAUGAGCAUUCCAGUUCCUCUGACACCUCUUACAACGGCAAGUUGCGUCUUGACCUGAUGGGGGGAAAUGCGCGUGGAAAUGGGUUGCUGUGUUUGUUUUCUGUACUAAUGGACUGCCAUUAUUUUGCAGGUUACACUGCUGCAGAGGCUCAACCAGCCCCACAGUCGACAGUGUAUUAUCCAGUGCUGACGGACCAAUACGUUCCACAGCCUCUUUCUACCUACGAUCCUUGCAUCCCUGUGACAACCACACUUCACCAUGUUGGCCCUUGGUAUCCGGCAAGCCAGCUAUGUCCUAACUCCAGGAUUCAGACCACGACAUGCCCAGCCCUCCCCCCUCCGCUCAAUUACGUUGCAUCUGCCAGCCAGCCGACCCACUAUGUACCUCACUAACUUAUGGAAGUGCCUUUCUGGUUCCGCAGACCCAACUCCAAGCAGAUUGUUGACUUAAUUCCCUCCUUGCAUGGUGCACCCCACCCUCUAGUUUGAAUAUUUUCACCAGUCACGAUAAAAAAAUCUACCAUCUGACAUGUUUGGUGUUUUGGUAAAUGGGGAUUUUUCUCACCAAUUCUGUGUGUGCUUUUUUUCCUCGGUCUGGCUGGUAAAAUUCCCCAAGUAUAUUUGCAGACCAAAAAAAAUGUGCACCGGUUAAUAAGUAAAUGUUUCUCCUUCAAUACCACCUUCCCCACCCCCCUUCAAUCUUGAUCUUCAAGCGACAAGUGUUCAUGUUUUUUCUGUCACUGCACAAUGUCAACAGAAGUUCAACUUGCCAAUUUGAAGAUUGACGGUGAAUCUGGAUUCUGGCGAAGAACUCUUGCACCACGUAUAUUGCCUUCCGCAGGGAUAUUGUCCCUACUUGACAUUGUUUAAAUGAACAUGCCUUCAGUAUCACUUCUACCUCAACUUUGGUGUGUGCCUUGUCUUCAAGGCCUGUGUGUAUGUUGUCGUCCAGAGUCCAGCUCGGCUGAAAACGUUGACUUUCUCUUGGUUUGUUGGGCGACUGAAGAAUGUUUGGCACUGAUAUUUUUCUUUUUGUUCAAGACUCUUGAUGUCCGUGGCUUUGUUGCCAAGAAGCUGGUGUUAUUGUGGGUUCCUAACGUUGAAGCAAUAAAACUCGAGCACUGCAAACUGUUUCUGUGUCCGUGUGCUGCUUUUGCAGGUAAUAGACAAUAGGUGUGGGAGUAGGCCAUUCAGCCCUUCAAGCCAGCACCACCAUUCACUGUGAUCAUGGCUGAUCAUCCACAAUCAGUACCCCGUUCC